GGUUUUCACUUCCUCUUUAGCAGUCACAAAAUAGCAGACAUUUGGGAAGCAGCCAUAAUUGUACCUGUUCCGAAGUCCCCUAGAUCCUCAGGCCUCAAUGACUUCAGACCGAUCGAGUCAUGAAGUGCUUUGAACGCCUGUUGAAGAUACCAGCUAAUCUAGUUUCCCACAUGUCCUUCACAUUGGCAACUACGUAUAUAUCACACAACCUGUCAACCAAAAUCUUGUGUCUCUUGUACACUUCCGCCAGACGGAAACUGACAAAACGAGAGAGAAAAAAAGGAACCAGCAACAGACGCAGUACCAGACCACAGCCUGUCCAGCCCGAGAGAGGAGCUACAGCCUCAAAACAUUGUUAUAUUCCAUUUGGGGAAAUAUCUUCAGGGAUCUAACAGAGGUGAAGUCAUCCUGCUCCACAUUUGCAUGGCGGCGUGGGACCUGUCCAUCACAGUGGAGGACUUGGGGCCUGAUGCACUACCUGUCAGCCUCAGUGUGACCUCUGACCUCCAUGUGGGAGGUGUCAUCCUCAAGCUGGUGGACAAGACACAGGUCAAGCGUGACUGGUCAGAUCACGCUCUGUGGUGGGAUCAGAAGCAGAGGUGGCUGCUGCGGACGUCCUGGACUUUGGAGAAGUACGGCAUUCAUGCUGACGCCCGGCUGGUCUUCAUGCCCCAACACAAGCCCCUCAGGUUGGGUCUGCCCAAUGGCGUCACCCUGAGGCUGUGUGCCUGCUUCUCCAGCCCAGUCUUCCAGACAGUAAUGGGCAUCUGCAGACUACUAAACAUUCGCCACCCGGAGGAGCUCUCCCUCCUUCGGCCCGUAGAGGAGAAGAAAAAGAAGAAAGAGAAAGGCUCGGCAGAGGAGAUUUUUGAUCUGACGGCAGUGCCUCUUUCCUCAGCAUCCAGACCCAGUUUGUAUAACGGCAUGCCAGCUCAUUUCAUCGGCUCGCCACAGAUGGAGGCCAUCUACAAGAUGUUGUCAGUCCCCCAGCCUCCCCCUGCCCCUGGGGUUAUAAACCAGCAAUACCGCCCAGCCAGUGUAGUGGACAAGGCCCACAUCAAUGGCAGGUGGUUGGAUUCGUCUCGCUGUCUCAUGCAGCAGGCAAUCCAAGAAAAUGACCGACUGUGGCUUCGCUUCAAAUACUUUGCCUUCUGUGACAUCGAACCGAAGCGGGCGGUGUCCUUUCCUUCACAGUAUGAUAUGGUGCGUCUGACCCAGCUGUAUGAGCAGGCUCGGUGGGCCAUCCUUCUGGAAGAUAUCGACUGCACAGAAGAGGAGAUGAUGCUUUUUGGAGCUUUGCAGUAUCACAUUAGCAAGGUGUCACAGUCCGAGCCCCAGACAACCUGCUCGGGUGCAGCCAUGGACGACCUUGAGUUAGCACUUCAGUCCCUGGAAGUCAAGAUGGAGGGCGAGGGCAGCUCUGCCUCUGAGAUGCUGGAUAACAUGACUGCACCCGAGCUUAACGAUUACCUGAAGAUCUUCAGGCCCAAGAGGUUGACUCUGAAAGGAUAUAAGCAGUACUGGUUCAAGUUCCAGGAUGCCUCCAUCUCUUAUUUUAAGAGCAAAGAGGAGAGCAUUGGAGAGCCGAUUCAACAGAUUAAUCUAAAAGGCUGUGAGGUGGCACCAGACGUCAACAUGGCAGCUCAGAAGUUCCUCAUCCGGCUCCUGAUACCCGCGCCUGAGGGAAUGAACGAAGUCUACCUCCGCUGUGAAAAUGAGGAGCAGUAUGCACGCUGGAUGGCCGGAUGUCGCCUGGCAUCCAAGAGCAAGAGCCUGGCAGACAGCAGUUUCCAGAGUGAGAUACGCAGCAUCCGCUCCUUCCUGGCCAUGCAAAACAUCAGCUCUAGUUCCCAUGGCAGUGCAAACGCUUCAGACGAAAGCAUCAACACCCUCAGCUUGGUGUCGCCACGCUACCAUAAGAAGUACAAAACUAAACAGCUGACCCCUCGUAUCCUGGACGCGUACCAGAACGUGGCUCAGCUAUCAUUGAUCGAUGCGGUCACACGCUUCCUGCAAAUCUGGCAGGCUUUGCCCGACUUUGGCGUCUCAUACGUAGUGGUCAGGUUUAAAGGUAGUCGUAAAGAUGAGGUACUAGGCAUUGCCCCUAACCGUAUGAUCCGCAUCGACCUGGGUGUGGGUGACGUGGUGAAGACCUGGCGCUACAACAACAUGAAGCAGUGGAACGUCAACUGGGACAUAAAACAGGUGGCCAUUGAGUUUGAAGGUAACAUCAACGUCGCCUUCAGCUGCGUGACAGCCGACUGCAAAAUAGUUCACGAGUUCAUCGGGGGCUACAUCUUUAUGUCGACACGGAGUCGGGACACGCUCAACGAAGAGCUCUUCCACAAGCUGACUGGCGGCCAUGAAGCGCUGUAAAAACUAAAAAGGCACAAAAGGAUGAUCCUCCCAAGUAUCUCAAUGGUGGACAAUCAUACUGAACAGGCACUGCCGUACCAGUGACGUGACCAGAUGAAAUAGCACAUUUACCUCCUUGUCACGAAAAACAGUGAAAGAACAACAAUACAGAGCAACAUAAAGUGUUCACCACAUACAUUUUGAAUCAAAUAAACACCCCACACUGUAUUAAAGGUUGAAUGCUUGGAUGUUUA
Doryrhamphus excisus (bluestripe pipefish) is the source of this 2609-nucleotide messenger RNA. RefSeq names its product FERM domain containing kindlin 3b (gene fermt3b). The record is from RefSeq and is a predicted model, not a curated record. Gene Ontology annotation, biological process: leukocyte cell-cell adhesion; cell-matrix adhesion; integrin-mediated signaling pathway. Gene Ontology annotation, molecular function: integrin binding. Lineage: Eukaryota; Metazoa; Chordata; Actinopteri; Syngnathiformes; Syngnathidae. Gene Ontology annotation, cellular component: cell-substrate junction.